Molecule: messenger RNA, 1995 nt
Organism: Xylona heveae TC161
Lineage: Eukaryota; Fungi; Ascomycota; Xylonomycetes; Xylonales; Xylonaceae
Exons: 2
Coding region: 144-1592 (482 amino acids)
Source: RefSeq, a predicted model, not a curated record
UGUCUGCGGCACGACUUGAGGACCAAUCCGCUCGCGUGGCGUGUCCGCGGCUGAGAAUGCAAUUCAGCCUCGUCAGCUAGGCAUACAACGAGGCUCUUGCAACGCUUGACACUCCACAACCAUUACCCUCCCGUCACACCGUUAUGGAUUUCAACGACUUCGCAGAAAUCAAACACCAGCAACUUGGUACCGAAUGGAGCAGAAAGUUCCACAUACAACGUGAUACAGCUCUUGCUAAAUGGAUUUCAUCUUUUCGCGAACAUCAAGAGAGCCAGGUUAUAGGUGACUGCUUUGGCUCCUUCAAUUGGAGCUGCAUCGUGCAAUUCAACGAUGGUGUCAAAUGGAUAGUACGGUUUGCGGUUCCUGGACAGGUUAUGGAUCCAGAUGAGAAAGUCCCGCGCGAGGUAGCCACCAUGCGGAUAAUCCAGGAACGAACAAGCAUACCAGUACCAGCAAUUCAUGCCUGGGGCCUAUCAAAAGAUAACCCUCUGGAAUUGGGAGCUUUUAUCAUAAUGGAUUAUGUUGAAGGCAAAGACCUUGGGAAACUAUGGGAAUAUAAGCCAACUGAACGAAAGAGCGAUGGAAUACUAAAGUCGACUAUCAGCGAGCAAGAGCUGCGUGUUGUAUACCGUCAAAUAGCAGGGUUUCUUCUCGAAUUAUCUCGGCUGGAAUUUGACAAAGGAGGGGCGCUCUUUAUACAUGGUGAUCAGACCAUCGACGUCGAGCAGAGUCCUUUGACGCUCAAGAUGCAAGAGAUAGAGGCACAUGGCGGGGUUCGCGUUGGAGGAUGCCGCGACAAAUUGUUCUCAUCAGCAACAGAUUACUUUAGUCACGUUGCUGAACAAGACCUUCAGCAUCUUCUUGAACAGCCCAACUCCAUCGACGACGCCGAAGACGCUCGCUCUAAAUACAAAUUCCGCUCGCAGCUGCUGGCCCUUAUACCUCGCUUUGUGAAUAAAAAAUACGAUCGUUCACCAUUUAGGCUAAUAUGCGACGACAUGCGAUUGGGCAAUAUCCUUGUCAACAACGAAACAGAGUUGAAGAUUGUUGCCGUCCUAGAUUGGGAAUGGGCGUAUACCGCGCCGUAUCAGAUGUUCUUUUCUCCACCGCGCUGGCUUCUAAUCAAAAAGCCAACUUAUUGGACCAGCGAAGACCUUGACAGGUACAAAACAUGCUUGGAGCUUUUCCUUCAUGUGUUGGCGCAAGAGGAGACAGAUAGAUACAAGGACGAAAAUCAUCUUAUUGAGAACCCUGAGCGGCUGUCAGACCUUAUGCGACAGUCUAUGGACGACGGCAAGCUUUGGUUUCACGAAUUAAUGUACGCCUGUUACGAAGGAGCCAAUAACCCAGCAUGGCAGGCUAUCUGCAAGCUCCAUCCCGACCUCGAUGACUUUGCACCCAUCCCAGAGUCUACGCUGGAUGGAUUUUCCAAGACUAAAAUGGAACAACUCCAAAAGUACGAGGCCGAAUGGGCCAAGAAGCAAGCUGAACUCGACCGCGAGCAGAAAGAACUCGAGGCUUUAAUAGAAAAAGUGGCAGCGUUUGACCCAGAGCUAGCUGAGAAGGCAAGGAAACGUCUUCUUACUCAAUAAUCAGCCGGGUGGUUGUUGCGGUCACAGCACGUCGGGGAGGAAAUGCUGCAAUGAAAACGGGAUAUAUUGGCGCCGAAUUUCGCGGAUGCUGAAGCGCGAUCAUAUCGUGCCCGGACAAUUCGAUCAAGAGAAAACGAACCAAACAGACAAGCUCGAAUACAUAGAUUUAAUUGAUCAUUCAGGUUUUAAUUAUUCCCUCAUCUAGCAAUGUUUCGAUAAAAAUAUGUAUAGCGGACGCAUUACCUGCUCUCCAAUAGCAGCAUUUGACAACUUUUCGUGUCCGUGAAGUAGGAGCAUGAAGCCGUAGGUGAAGGUAAUCUAUAUCACUUGAGAGGAAGUUGGAGAGACUACAAACUAUCUCCAGAUUCUGAACGCGGAGUCUUAUUUUGUCCUCGCAGGUUCA